GAGAAGAUAUGCAAAAAGAAGGGUGGUCACUGGUCAGAGAGGAAAAAGGAGGUGAUUCUAAAUUGGGGAAAAGUGAUUGGCUGGUUGGAAUUGAAUGUUUUGUAAUAUAAAAAAGGUUACCGAGGAGGAGCUCGGCGUGAUUGUGUUGCUAUCUUCUUAUGCAAUUUAGCCGUUGCAAUGCCUAACGUGGGAAGGAACGAUAGUGAACAUGAAAAUCACAAGGAUGGUAAAGGCAACGUUAAAGCACCGGAAACCGCGCACCAGAUUAGUAGCGAUUCAUGGUUUCAAGUGGCUUUUGUCCUAACCACCGGAAUCAACAGCGCUUAUGUGCUGGGAUAUUCCGGGACCAUCAUGGUUCCGCUUGGUUGGGUUGGUGGCGUGGUUGGUCUAAUCCUGGCCACCAUGAUUUCGCUCUAUGCAAAUGCUCUUGUUGCUAUGCUCCAUGAGUAUGGGGGGAGAAGGCACAUCAGAUAUAGAGAUCUUGCUGGAUUCAUAUACGGAAGAUGGGCGUAUACUCUUACAUGGGCUCUACAAUACGUCAAUCUUUUCAUGAUCAAUACUGGCUACAUCAUUUUGGCCGGUUCAGCCUUGAAAGCUACUUAUCUUCUAUUUUGGGAUGAUCACACAAUGAAACUUCCAUAUUUUAUUGCCAUAGCUGGCUUUGUGUGUGCAAUGUUUGCUUUUGGAAUCCCUUCUCUUUCAGCUCUUGGAGUUUGGCUGGGUUUUUCAACUCUCUUGAGUCUAGCUUAUAUUGUUAUAGCAUUUGUGCUGUCCCUUAAAGAUGGAUUGAAUGCACCACCUAGAGAUUUCAGUAUUCCGGGCAAUGGCGCCGGUAAAAUAUUUUCGAUCAUCGGAGCGAGCGCUAAUCUCGUGUUCGCAUAUAACACUGGCAUGCUUCCCGAAAUACAGGCAACAAUUAAGCAGCCAGUUGUGACGAACAUGAUGAAAGCCCUGUAUUUUCAGUUCACAGUUGGUGUUCUUCCAUUGUACCUGGUUACAUUUACAGGUUACUGGGCUUAUGGAAAUUCCACAUCAGCAUAUUUGCUGAACAAUGUGAAUGGUCCUGUCUGGGUUAAAGCUGUAGCUAACAUUACAGCUUUUCUUCAAUCAGUCAUUGCAUUGCAUAUAUUUGCUAGUCCUAUGUAUGAGUAUGCGGACACCAAAUAUGGGAUCACCGGAAGUGCCCUACAAAUUAAGAACUUAACAUUCAGGAUUUUACUAAGAGGUGGCUACCUCACCUUCAAUACAUUUGUAUCUGCUUUGCUACCAUUUCUUGGAGAUUUCAUGAGCCUCACAGGUGCAAUAAGCACAUUCCCACUCACAUUUAUUCUUGCAAACCAUAUGUACCUAACGGCAAAGAAGGACAAACAAUCAUCCAUGCAACAGCUUUGGCACUGGCUCAACAUUGUUUUCUUUAGCAUCAUGUCUCUUGUAGCAACAGUUUCGGCCGUACGGCUUAUCUCCGUAGACUCCAAAACAUACCAUCUUUUUGCUGAUUUAUGAUUUAGUCUUUUUUUUUCUGUAGUCUUUCAUCCAGUGUACCAGUUUUGCUUAGUACAAGUUCUAAGCUUGCUAAACAAAAUAAAAUGAAAUGAAAAUAUCUGGAGAGUUGAGAGUUGAGAUUUAAUAA
This is a messenger RNA of Arachis stenosperma, 1630 nucleotides long. Its product is annotated as proline transporter 1-like. The coding region runs from base 178 to 1503 and encodes 441 amino acids. The record is from RefSeq and is a predicted model, not a curated record. The transcript is spliced from 7 exons. NCBI's taxonomy places the organism in Eukaryota, Viridiplantae, Streptophyta, Magnoliopsida, Fabales, Fabaceae. Gene Ontology annotation, cellular component: plasma membrane.